GAUGGUUGAGACAAUCAGUCUCCGCUGUUGUAGGGUCUGAUGGUCGAUAAGAAUAAUAAUAGCGUGGAUAUCAGCAGGAUCAAUGGAUCACAAAGGACUCCAUCGUCACACAAUGGCACAAGUUGAACAGGAGUCGCAGAUAGAAGAAUCGGGAUUCAAAGCCUCUUUCUGUGGUGCCAAACAUGUGCUAAAGCCCAUGCUAUGGAAGAUUCUAUUAGUAACUGAGGUGUUCAUCUACAGCUCAUUCACCAUCCUGGCGCACCUGUGUCUGGUGGAGGGGAAACUGCCGUUCAGGUCAUCGUCAGUCAUCCUCUGUACAGAAGUCCUCAAGAUUGUCUUGUCGAUAGCAAUGUUGUUGCCGGAACUGCGGAGAGGUGACAUGACCAUGCCGUCACUGUCCAACUGUCUGCUGUUAAUGGUUCCAGCCGUGCUGUACUGCAUCAACAACAACCUCAGCGUUUACAUGCAGGUGCAGAUGGACCCCACCACCUACCAGAUUUUGGGCAACAUGAAGGUUGCCACAACGGCGGUCCUGUACAGGAUUAUCAUUCAACGCAAGCCGACCGUUGUGCAGUGGAUAUCAAUUGGCCUUCUCAGCAUCUCUGGCAUACUGGACAGCUAUGGUGGUAUGCAGACCGAGGGGGCUGUGCGGUCCGGGGAGAUGCACCUGACUGUGUCCGGUCUGAUCAUGUUGUGCACCUACUGUUGUAUAUCAGGCUUCGCCGGGGUCUACACCGAAUACAUAUUAAAGAAACACUAUCAGACCUCCCUCCACGUUCAAAACACUCUGAUGUACACAUUCGGUAUUGUCCUCAACGGUGGAGCGUGGGCCCUGCAGGAGGCAUGGAGUGGCCAGGGAGAAGAUAGACGUAUGGAUUUAUUCGAGGGUUUCACACUCAAAACAUGGGCUUUGGUAGUUUCUCUGGCCUUCAACGGGCUGAUAAUGUCGGCCAUCAUGAAGCACGGCAGCAACAUCACACGUCUCUUCAUCAUCUCCAGCGCCAUGUUGGUGACGACUCUACUCUCUGUCGCCAUCUUCCAGUUGGCCCUCAACAUGUAUUAUGUCCUGGCAUUUAUCUUGGUCAUAGUGGCCCUGUACAUGUAUCAUAGAUGAUUGUGGAUAAUCAACGAUGUCAUAGAAGGGUGAGUGAGGAAGUUGUCUAAAGAUUAUCUCUGUUUUCUGUGAUAUGUGUAUAUGCGAAGGUGCCCACUGACCUUAGCAUGUGAGGUGUGAUGUCCUGGGUAGGACGUGACAGUGUUUUGACUACGUUUCUUUCAUUAAUUAAAACACAUCU
Haliotis rufescens (red abalone) is the source of this 1295-nucleotide messenger RNA. RefSeq names its product probable UDP-sugar transporter protein SLC35A4. Gene Ontology annotation, molecular function: pyrimidine nucleotide-sugar transmembrane transporter activity. Gene Ontology annotation, cellular component: Golgi membrane. NCBI's taxonomy places the organism in Eukaryota, Metazoa, Mollusca, Gastropoda, Lepetellida, Haliotidae. Gene Ontology annotation, biological process: pyrimidine nucleotide-sugar transmembrane transport. Bases 83 to 1114 code for a protein of 343 amino acids. The transcript is spliced from 10 exons. The record is from RefSeq and is a predicted model, not a curated record.